AUAGCUGGCCCAGGCGCGGGGCGCGAGGGGGUAGUGUGGUCUCCUUCACCACCACCCCUCCCCCCGCGCGAUUGUGAGGGUUGCAUUAUGGCUGCUGUUCCCCAGAACAAUCUGCAACAGCAGCUGGAACGCUAUUCGGCCAAAGACACGCACAAUAAAUUAAGCCUUCAGAAACCUAAAUCUGUAGGCUUCACGUUUAAAAAGAACUUAUCUCCUGGUAGUAGCGUAUCGGUAGCCUGUCUGAAGGUACCGAACGCCACUGCCGUCUUAAGGGAUAAGGAUGUGAAUUCUGCUUCAGCCUCGUCUCUUCGGGGGAACCAGCAGAAAAGGACCGGUGGCUUCUUCGAGAAGAGUUUGAGAGCCGAAGAAACCCAGCCAUUGGGCACAAACCAGGAGGCGUCGAGUUCUCAGAAGACGCAAACUGCAGUUUCCUGUGGUUUGCAGCCUCCCGUGAAAGGUAUGACGAUCACACCGGAUCCACCCGAUAUCGUUUCCAAGAAACUAGACUUUAGUUCCGCGCUGGACACGAUCCUCAGCCUCGAUGACUGGGAUGACCUCGAUGACUUUGACACUUCCGGGAAGAACUGUCCGAAAGCUUUUGUUACCCCACCCUUGUCUCAGGCCGUCAAAGCAGGCUGGACUCCAACGUCAAGUAGAAAGACCAACGUGCCGAAUACCCGGGUAUCGAAAGUGAAGAUGGGGGAGGUUGGCGUCGAGCUUGUGGAGCUCUGUCCCGAGGGAGGGAAUCGGGUGGCACAGACGAGCGAUCCGUUGCGUGAACUGGAACCAUCGGGCGACUCUGUGGUCUCUGCGAACACGACGGCCUCCAGAGGGAUCACAGCCGAAGACAUUCAAGAAGCAUGUUCUUUCGAAGCUAACUCACACGAUGAGCAGGAAAAGAAUCAUACAGGUAACAGAGAGAAGCAGAAGAAUUCUGAGGAAAUUGAGUUCCCUAAGGGUGAGGAGGACUGCUGCUUCAUUCAGGAAUCGGAUAGCGGAUGGGACGAGAAACCUUUUGAUGGAGUAAUCCAGGAAGACGAUUAUGACGUGGACUACGUCCCCCCCUCUCCAGAGGAAGAAGUGCUUUCUUCCUCCUCCUCCUCUGCCUCCUUGAAGUGCAUUAGUGUAUUAAAGGAAUCCACUGUUUACAGUGGGAGAACUACCCCUGUUGAAUCCAACAUUUUGUCAAAACCCAAGAGAACGACCUCAGAGGAGUGCAAAAUCGAGACCGCCAUGGAACGUGAUGAUAAACAACCUCCACUGCCCCAGCAGCUGCUCAGGGUGAUGGAAGAGAUGUGUGAGAUUGUGGACACCAUUCCUAUUUGUGAACUUCAAGCUUUGCACUGUGGAAAUGAACUUCUUCGCAAGCGAGAGCACAGGAAAAGUCUCUUAACUAACUAUUUUGCCGAUUCGGACCACAGCGAUAUCAGUUCUCUUCUCGCCUCCAACUGGAAGUCCAGUCCUAUUGGCUAUGGUCGGGCUGGGCCGCCAUCUCUCUCUUCUCCUCCUUCAUUUCCAAAGACCGACUUCCGCCCCCCUGGGAAUUCUGCUAAAGACUUCAAGCUUCCACGCCUUCUCUGUGUUGCUUCUGCUGCUGAACAUCAAGGAAGUGGUCUCGGUCAAACUCCAAGGGAACUUCCGAAUUUAGAUACUUCAGUAAAUAGGACUCCAGAAACCAACACCCCUGCAAAGCCAGGAUGGCCAUCUUCUAAGCAGAAUGUCUCAGAAAGGACAUUUUUCAAUUCCCCAUCCGAAGAAGUGUCUCUGGUCAGUAGCAGCUGCGGUGAUAGAUCAAGGACAGGACAGAAGGAUGAAAGGCAUCAUUUCCCAGAGGGAGUUUUAACGAGCACCGCCUUGAAAAUUCCCAAAAAGCAUUCCGCCACGACCCCUGGUCUGCGCGACUUGGACCAAGGAGGCAGUUCAGAAGACCAGGAUCCCAUCUUUGACCUAGAUGCUUUUGAUAUAGAUGACUUUGAUGAAGACUGGGAGGAUCCAGCCGGACCAUCACCCGUGGGCACGUAUCCACCCAUCAGAGAAGGCCAGCCAGCGAAAUCAUUGUCCAAGAAAACGUCUCCCACCAAAGGAAAUUGCCUCCCCGUGUAUUCUGCUGCCAAAAAUACACAUUUCUCAGGGCCAGUCCAGACUUGUACCAGUGGGUGGGUUCAGAAUUCGCCCUCGAGGAACUUCGAACACGAACGCUUCAAACGGAUUGAUUUUUCUCACUCGAAAGAAAUGAUGAAGAUUUUUCACAAGAAAUUUGGUCUCCAUCAUUUCCGCACAAAUCAGUUGGAGGCUAUCAAUGCGGCUCUGCUUGGCGAAGACUGUUUCAUCUUAAUGCCCACCGGUGGAGGCAAAAGUCUUUGUUAUCAGCUACCGGCCUGUGUUUCUCCUGGAGUCUCUAUCAUCAUCUCCCCGUUGAGAUCGCUGAUCGUGGAUCAAGUCCAGAAGCUAACUUCCUUAGAUAUUCCAGCGACUUAUCUCACUGGUGAUAAGACAGAUUCUGAAGCUGCCAGUAUCUACCUGCAAUUAUCCAAGAAGGAUCCCAUAAUAAAACUUCUAUACGUUACUCCGGAGAAGGUCUGUGCAAGUAACCGGCUAAUUUCUACCCUGGAAAACUUGUACGAAAGGAAAUUUUUGGCCCGUUUUGUUAUUGAUGAAGCACACUGUGUCAGUCAGUGGGGCCAUGAUUUCCGGCAGGACUACAAGCGGAUGAACGUGCUGCGUCAGAAGUUCCCUUUGGUCCCCGUGAUGGCCCUCACCGCCACUGCUAACCCCAGGGUGCAGAAGGACAUUCUCACUCAGCUGAAGAUUCUCAAACCCCAAGUGUUUAGUAUGAGCUUUAAUAGGCAUAACCUGAAAUAUGAUGUACUUCCCAAAAAGCCAAAAAAGGUAGCCUUUGACUGUUUGUCAUGGAUCAGAAAACAUCAUCCAUAUGAUUCAGGGAUAAUUUACUGCCUUUCCAGGCGUGAAUGUGACACAAUGGCUCUCACUCUGCAGAAGGACGGCCUCGCCGCCCUGGCUUACCACGCUGGUCUCAGCGAUUCCGCUCGAGACGAAGUACAGCACAAAUGGAUUAAUCAGGAUGGCUGCCAGGUUAUCUGUGCGACGAUCGCUUUUGGGAUGGGGAUUGACAAACCAGAUGUGCGCUAUGUCAUCCACGCCUCGCUCCCGAAAUCCGUGGAAGGUUACUAUCAGGAAUCUGGACGAGCCGGGCGAGAUGGUGAAAUGUCUCGCUGUCUCCUCUUCUACAGCUACCAUGAUGUAAUCCGGCUUAAAAGGCUUAUAUUAAUGGAGAAAGAUGGAAAUAGUCACACCCGACAAACCCACUUUAAUAACCUGUAUAGCAUGGUGCAUUAUUGUGAAAACAUCGCAGAAUGCCGGAGGAUACAGCUUUUGUCCUACUUUGGGGAAAAUGGGUUCAAUCCGAAUUUUUGUAAGGAACAUCUGGAUGUGGCUUGCGAUAACUGCUGCCAGAAGAAGGAUUACAAAUCAAGAGAUGUGACAGAGGAUGUGAAAAAUAUUGUCAGAUUUGUCCAGGAACUUGAUUUACUGCAGGGAAGAAGAAAUAUGAGAAAUUUAACUUCCCCUGGAAGAUUUACCAUGAACAUGUUGGUCGAUAUUUUCUUGGGUAGCAAAAGUGCCAAGGUUCAGUCAGGUAUAUUUGGGAAGGGGAGUUCGUACUCCAGGCACAAUGCUGAAAGGCUUUUCAAAAAACUGGUCCUGGACAAGAUUCUGGAUGAAGAUUUGUUCAUCAAUGCUAAUGACCAACCGAUCGCCUAUAUCAUAGCCGGAGAGAGAGCCCAGGCUGUCCUUAAUGGGUAUUUGAAGGUGGACUUUAUAGAGACGGAGAACGCAAGCAGCAUCAGAAAGCAGAAAGCACUAGUGGCCAAGGUGUCCGAACGAGAAGAAAUGGUGAAAAAGUGCCUCGGGGAACUGACAGAAGUCUGCAAAGCUCUGGGCAAAGUGUUUGGUGUCCAUUACUUCAAUAUUUUUAAUACCGUUACUCUCAAGAAGAUUGCAGAAUCUCUAUCGUCCGACCCUGAGGUUUUGCUUCAGAUCGACGGAGUUACGGAAGAUAAACUAGAGAAAUACGGUGCUGAAGUGAUUGGAGUCCUGCAGAAAUAUUCCGACUGGACAUUACCAGCAGGUGGUGGCGACAAGGACCCCUCCUGGGUCAGUGCCCACGAGGAAGAAUUUGGCGGGAGAUCCGUCAGCCAAGAGGAUGGCGAAGAAGUCCACGUCGCUUCUCGCUAUUUUGGGAGAAAAACGGAAAGUGGAACAAAGAGGAAAAGGACGCCGGCCUUCCAGAGGGUCAAGAGGAAGAAAACCGGACCUGGCGGCCAGAAGUCAAAUGCCAAAGGGGGUCCAAACACCUGCAGAAAGACACUGUCUUCCAAAAUCAAAGCUUCCCGUUCACUCGGCUCCCAGUCAACGUCAGAUGGCAUUCAGAUGACAUCGGGAAGCGGUAGGAAGCUAGGAUUGAUGGCCCUACCGAAGCCUAAAAAUAGACAGUUCCUCCAGCCUUCGUACACGUUCCUGUAACCGCCGACCCAAGGUGUGUCUUCUAUGGGACUUAAUGCUUCUGCACCCCUCACCAUCUGAUGGGUUUAAAAGGUACUGAGCAUGUUAAGCAUACACGACUUGUCAUUUUGCUCCUCAAGAAGCGUUUACAUUUCAAUAAACGUCUAGA
Tachyglossus aculeatus (Australian echidna) is the source of this 4690-nucleotide messenger RNA. RefSeq names its product BLM RecQ like helicase (gene BLM). Gene Ontology annotation, biological process: DNA replication; double-strand break repair via homologous recombination; telomere maintenance. NCBI's taxonomy places the organism in Eukaryota, Metazoa, Chordata, Mammalia, Monotremata, Tachyglossidae. The coding region runs from base 88 to 4542 and encodes 1484 amino acids. The record is from RefSeq and is a predicted model, not a curated record. Gene Ontology annotation, molecular function: ATP binding; hydrolase activity, acting on acid anhydrides, in phosphorus-containing anhydrides; DNA binding. The transcript has 22 exons. Gene Ontology annotation, cellular component: cytoplasm; chromosome; nucleus.